AUGCGGACUUCGGAUGGCGAGAAUAACCAAGCCCGAUUGGUGCUUGCGGGUGGAUGCAGAGAUGAUGGAGACCGGGCACGUGUUGAAGCAUUGCAGAAGCUUUGUGCGGAGCUAGGUUUGCGCCAGCAAGGUGUAACCCAGGAUUGGGACGUAAGCUUCCGCACGAACGUUCCACUCAAGGAGAUGCAAGCGCUUCUGUCUCAAGCUGAUGUAGGAUUGCAUACAAUGCGGGAUGAGCACUUUGGCAUUAGCGUGGUGGAGUUUAUGGCUGCUGGUGCUGUUGUCAUUGCUCACAACUCUGCGGGGCCUUCGAUGGACAUAGUCACACCACUGCCAGAUGGUAGAAUGACAGGGUUGUUGGCAAACGAUGAUGAAGACUAUGCGAAGAAGCUCGUAGAGACCCUUGAUCAGAUGAGCGCAGAACAGCGACUCGACAUGGCCAAAGCUGCAAGAGAAGCAGUGCGUGAUCGGUUUUCCCAAGAGGCAUUUGAGGAAACUGUUGCUGAACGCCUUGUCCUUCCGUUGCGAAGGACAGCUCCCUCAAAGCACAGUUGA
Molecule: messenger RNA, 555 nt
Organism: Durusdinium trenchii
Lineage: Eukaryota; Dinophyceae; Suessiales; Symbiodiniaceae
Source: the annotation of a GenBank genome assembly